Molecule: messenger RNA, 1942 nt
Organism: Cuscuta campestris
Lineage: Eukaryota; Viridiplantae; Streptophyta; Magnoliopsida; Solanales; Convolvulaceae
Source: the annotation of a GenBank genome assembly
CACAGCUCAAUUUAAAAAAAAGUUAUCGUUUAUCAAUGCCUUUAUUUUAUUUUACACUGGUCUCGGGACUCGGGAGAAUAACUUUUUUUUGAAACAUUGGUUUAGAUUCCUUGUCAAAAUCUGAAGUAUCCAUGGUUAUGGAGCUAAGCUAAAUGGGUAUCCCCAGUAGAGUUUGCUGCACAAUGGUGUCUUCGUGUUGGUUAGGGCUGUUGAUCUUAUGGUGGAGCUGCAGGUCCGCAAUGGGUGAAGAGACGAAGUACGCCAAGUACAUGGACCCGAAGCAGCCUACCGGUGCCCGAGUGAAGGAUCUGCUGGCAUCCAUGACUCUAAAGGAAAAGAUUGGUCAGAUGGUUCAGAUUGAUCGGAGUGUUGCCUCUCCUCAGGUCAUGAGGGACUACUUCAUCGUUGAUAGUUUUUCUACAAGGGAUCCAGAACUUCUGAGGAGGAUUGGGGAAGCUACUGCUCUUGAAGUCAGAGCCACAGGGAUUCCGUAUGUGUUUGCUCCUUGCAUUGCGGUUUGUAGAGAUCCUAGAUGGGGACGAUGCUAUGAAAGUUAUAGUGAAGACCCAAAGGUUGUUAAACAGAUGACGGAUAUUAUACUUGGCUUGCAAGGAGAAAUUCCCAAAGGCUCGAAGAAGGGUGUUCCUUUUGUUGAUGGAAAAAAGAAGGUUGCUGCUUGCGCCAAGCACUUUGUUGGUGAUGGGGGCACGACUAAGGGCAUUGAUGAGAAUAACACCGUAACCGACGCACACAGCUUAAUGAGCAUCCACAUGCCUGCCUAUUCUGAUUCAAUCAUCAAAGGUGUUUCGACAGUCAUGGUUUCUUACUCUAGCUGGAAUGGAAAGAAAAUGCAUGCAAAUCGUGACCUAAUCACUGGGUUCCUAAAGGGUACACUUAAGUUCAAGGGAUUUGUUAUAUCGGACUGGCAGGGUAUUGACAGGAUCACUUCUCCAGCUCAUUCAAACUACACAUACUCGGUUCAGGCUAGCAUUUUAGCUGGCAUAGAUAUGGUUAUGGUGCCUUUCAAUUAUACAGAGUUCAUUGAUGAUCUCACUUUCCUUGUAAAGAGCAAAAUUAUUCCAAUGGGUCGUAUUGAUGAUGCAGUAGAGAGGAUUUUACUAGUCAAGUUCAACAUGGGACUCUUUGAGGACCCCUAUACUGAUCUAAGUUUGGUACAGGAGGUUGGAAGCCAGGCACACAGGAAUCUAGCAAGAGAAGCAGUUAGGAAAUCACUUGUACUGCUGAAAAAUGGGAAAACGGCUGAUGACACAUUACUACCACUUCCCAAGAAAGUGCCCAAAAUAUUGGUUUCUGGUAGCCACGCUGAUAACUUGGGUUACCAAUGUGGGGGAUGGACAAUUAAUUGGCAGGGUUUUAGUGGUAACAAUGGUACACGAGGAACUAACAUCCUUAGUGCCAUAUACUCUGCAGUAGACAAGGACACUGAAGUUGUUUACAGGGAGAAUCCUGAUUCUGAUUUCAUUAAAUCCAACAACUUCAACUACGCCAUUGUUGUUGUUGGUGAGUACCCUUAUGCUGAGAUGGUAGGGGAUAACCCUACUCUUGAAAUAGCAGAUCCCGGGCCCACUGUCAUUACCAAUGUCUGUCAAUCAGUGAGGUGUGUUGUGGUCAUCAUAUCUGGACGCCCUCUUGUGAUACAACCUUACAUUUCAUUAAUCGAUGCACUUGUAGCAGCUUGGCUUCCUGGCACGGAAGGUCAGGGUGUGACUGAUGUCCUCUUUGGGGACUAUGGUUUUACUGGCCAGCUUUCGACAACGUGGUUUAAGACUGUUGAUCAACUUCCAAUUAAUGUUGGUGACUUGCAUUAUGAUCCACUGUUUCGUUUUGGAUUCGGGCUAACAACCACGCCCUCAGUCUCCAGGUAAAAUAUCCAUCACUUAGGGUAUGCUUUGGAGGCGGAUAAAAAAGCUUGGUAACUUUA